CAGCAGUGUGAAAACAAAUUAUUAGCACCACCGAUACCAUCCAUCCAUCCAUCAGCGCCUUUUCGAUUCUCAAAUUUGGGAACGAGAGAGGAUGAUGGAAGGUAUGGUUCUGAAGCUCCCAUACUUCCAUUUCCAAUUCCAGUUCCAAUUCAUAAACCCUAAUCGUUGCAUUUCAUCUUCUCCUUUUCUCCGCUUCCGCAACCGCAGAUUUUCCUCUCCCUUCUCAGUUUCUGCUUCUGCUUCCACCGCCAAGGAACCCGACGACUUCCAUAUCAACUCUCUUUCGCUUGGCCACACAACCCGUCCUGAUUUCCCCAUCCUCCAUCAGGAUGUAAAUGGCUCCAAGCUUGUAUACUUGGACAACGCUGCCACCUCUCAGAAACCUAUUGCUGUGUUGAAAGCUUUGCAGAAUUAUUAUGAGGCUUACAAUUCAAAUGUUCAUCGUGGCAUACACUCCUUGAGUGCGAAAGCAACUGAUGAGUAUGAGCGGGCAAGAAAGAAAGUUGCGUCUUUUAUCAAUGCUGGAGAAGCUAAAGAGAUCGUUUUUACUAGGAAUGCAACUGAAGCUAUCAAUCUAGUGGCUUAUUCUUGGGGCCUAGCAAAUUUAAAAUCAGAAGAUGAGAUCAUACUUACGGUUGCUGAACAUCAUAGUGCCAUUGUUCCUUGGCAACUUGUAGCUGAAAGGACUGGUGCUGUCCUGAAGUUUGUGAAUUUAGGUGAAAAUGAUGUCCCAAACUUAAAAGAGUUAAAGGAGAUGUUUUCAACAAAAACGAAGCUUGUGGUUACCCAUCAUGUCUCAAAUGUACUAGCGUCUGUUCAUCCAAUUGAAGAAAUAGUUGGCUUGGCACAUCGUUUUGGGGCAAAAGUGCUAGUAGAUGCAUGCCAGAGUGUUCCACAUAUGGUCGUUGACGUCCAGGCGAUUGGUGCUGACUUUCUUGUUGCUUCUUCACACAAGAUGUGUGGGCCUACAGGCAUCGGAUUUUUAUAUGGAAAGAUUGAUCUGCUGUCUGCAAUGCCUCCAUUCUUAGGUGGUGGAGAGAUGAUCUCAGAUGUAUUUCUUGACCAUUCUACAUUUGCACAACCUCCUUCCAGAUUUGAGGCUGGGACACCAGCAAUUGGAGAAGCAAUUGGCUUGGGAGCUGCUAUUGAUUAUUUGUCUGGAAUCGGAAUGCAAAAGAUUCAUAGUUAUGAAGAAGAAUUGGCAAAUUAUCUAUAUGAAAAUCUUCGUGUGGUCCCGAACAUCCGCAUAUAUGGCCCAGCUCCCACAGCUCAUGUUCAACGUGCUGCGCUGUGUUCUUUCAAUAUUGGAGACAUUCAUCCAACGGACAUUGCAACCUUUCUUGAUCAACAGCAUGGUGUAGCCAUUAGAUCGGGACAUCACUGUGCACAGCCCCUCCAUCGGGCUCUCGGUGUCAGCUCAAGUGCGCGAGUUAGUCUUUACUUGUACAACACAAAAGAGGAUGUGGACUACUUUAUCCAGGCUCUAAACGACACGGUAAGUUUCUUCAACUCGUUCAAGUAAAGAUCUGGUAAUACCAAGACUUCCCGGUUUGACGGUCCACGGCUCAAUCUCAAGGAUUAUUCUGUUUCUUGUUUUGAAGAAGAUCGUCUUUCUUCUUGUUAUGUUGAGCGUCCCCCUGUGACAUUUACUACCAGAUCCUUGCCCAUAUAAUUUUCUUGUAAGACCAUAGAUUUCUCAUAGUUUUAGACUCUAGUUUAUUUAUAAACUAUUUGAUUAUGCUAUGGUUUCAUGGACUACAUUUUCUCUCCACAAUGGGAUAUUAUCAAUGUAUAUAUUGUCAGUAGCACUCACCUGCCUUGGUUUUGUUUCAAUACAGAAGUCUCAAGUUCCUUGGAAUCAAAA
Messenger RNA from Benincasa hispida (wax gourd), 1864 nucleotides. It is a transcript of the gene CPNIFS, whose product is annotated as chloroplastic NIFS-like cysteine desulfurase. NCBI's taxonomy places the organism in Eukaryota, Viridiplantae, Streptophyta, Magnoliopsida, Cucurbitales, Cucurbitaceae. The record is from RefSeq and is a predicted model, not a curated record. Gene Ontology annotation, molecular function: cysteine desulfurase activity; pyridoxal phosphate binding.